Molecule: messenger RNA, 1610 nt
Organism: Erythranthe guttata (spotted monkey flower)
Lineage: Eukaryota; Viridiplantae; Streptophyta; Magnoliopsida; Lamiales; Phrymaceae
Product: WD repeat-containing protein 26 homolog
Molecular function (GO): protein binding
Source: RefSeq, a predicted model, not a curated record
GGAAAAUUCUGGAAUUAUCAGCCGGUUGAAGUUCUAAUUACGCAGGUGAUUGUACAAGGGUCAGUUGCUCCAUGGAUUUGCCCUCUACAUCAUCUCAAGGGGGUGGCAAUGAAGUUGUUCGUUCGAACACGGUUAUUAAGAGAACUAAACUCGUUCGAGGUAUAAAGAGUCUGUUAUAUUCAUUCGGCUAUGAUAGGAAAGGGAAGAGUCUCGAGAAAGGUCCCGGAAUAGAGUUGCAUAAAGAACUAGUAGAUUUGUUUAUCGAACAAAUAAUUGAUGGUAAAUGUGAUGAAAGUCAAUCUACACUGCUUGAUAUUUGUAAAGAUGCUGACAAGAAAUCCUUGCUUAUAUUGGAGCGAAAAUUUUACGAACUUUUAUCUGAUGACAAAGUCAUAGAAGCUUGUAAGACUCUCGGGCUCGAGAUCGCUCCACUUGAUAACAGUGAUGAAAUAACUCGUGAGCACUCUACUCUGAUUAUAUCUCCAUCCGAGAAUUUAUGCGGUCAAGAAUCGGGAACCAGGUCUCGAAAGAGAGUAUUAAAGAAUUUAGGAAAUCUGUUUCUCCCAAAAAAAUCAUUGAAGCCUAAUCAUCCACUUGUAAAAGGCAAGGUUCCGUAUAAAACUGUACAGACAUUAAUGAGUCACGGGCCGGGUGAAGUGUGGUUCACGCAAUUUUCUCACUGUGGGAGAUACUUGGCUGCUACCAGUGGCAAUGAUGUGAACAUCUGGGAGUUUCGGGAGUCUGGCGAGAUUACGCGUCUGAAUCCAUUAGUGGGCCACGUCCAACCUGUGUCGUAUAUUACAUGGAGAAUAUCCAAUGAUUUUCAACUUCUGACCUGUGGUGUAGAGGAGAACGUGAAGCGGUGGAAAAUUUCUCCCACAGGAGACGUCUUCUGUCUCCACACGUAUCGAAAAGAGAAUCUUGGUACAGUCUCGUGCGUGUGGGACCGAAAUGGGGAGAGUAUAUUCGCAGGUCUUAAUAACGGCAGUAUUAUCAAGUGGAAUCUAGAAGGAGAAGAGGUUGGAUUAUGGGACGGCACUAGGACCACGAUGAUUGCUGACCUGGCAAUCACUCUUGACGGGAGUGAGCUCAUAACUACCUGUGAGUACGAUACGAUACUUUUCUUCCGAUGGGAAGACGAGGCCGAGAGAUUCAUCUACGAAGAUGCCGAUAUAGUUUCGUUUUCAAUGUCGGAAGAUGGUCGUUAUUUGCUUGUUUGCUUGGCCGAUGAAAGAAUUAAUCUGUGGGACAUACGAGGUGAAAAUCCGUGGUGGGUGAUGACUUACGAGGGGUAUAGAUGUAAUAGAUACGUUGUGAGGGCUUGUUUUUGUGGACAGUUUAUUGCCAGUGGAAGCGAGGACUCCAUGGUACACAUAUGGUGUACGGUAACGGGAAGGCAGAUUAGUCAGUUUGUUGGUCAUUCGGGCACUGUGAACUGUGUGAGCUGGAAUCCAGCUCGUCCACUUAUGCUGGCUUCUGGAGGUGACGAUCAUAUCGUACAAGCAUGGGAUUUUGAUCCCUACGAUUAUCUGAGUGCUUUGGCAAGAGAAUUUGAUUUCUGGAGUCUGGUGCAAUUCAAUCAAAGGAGGAAUGAAGAGAUGGAUCAAUAA